Molecule: messenger RNA, 768 nt
Organism: Williopsis jadinii
Lineage: Eukaryota; Fungi; Ascomycota; Saccharomycetes; Phaffomycetales; Wickerhamomycetaceae
Gene: NNR1
Product: NADHX epimerase
Exons: 2
Coding region: 1-696 (231 amino acids)
Cellular component (GO): mitochondrion
Molecular function (GO): NAD(P)HX epimerase activity
Source: RefSeq, a predicted model, not a curated record
AUGAGUUACAAAGUUUUGACUGCUAAGCUUGCACAGCAGGUUGAUAAGGAGCUGAUGAGUACCGGUGGGUUCUCCAUCGACCAAUUAAUGGAGCUUGCUGGGUUGUCAGUGGCGCAAGCCACGUAUGACUCGUUCCCUCUGUUGAAGAAAGUACUCGUUGUUGUUGGGCCAGGCAACAAUGGUGGAGAUGGGCUUGUUGCUGCACGCCACUUGAAACUAUGGGGGUUUAACCCAUCGAUUUAUUACCCAAGACCUUCAUCUAAACAGCUUUUCUUGAACCUGGAGACUCAACUACGCAACCUGGACGUGGAGUUCAUCCAGGAGCUAGACUCGAGCUCCAUAUCGCAAUUCCAACUCAUCAUCGAUGCCAUUUUUGGCUUUUCCUUCCAGUCCGGCUCUAUCCGCCCACCGUUUGACGGCAUCAUCAACACCAUCAACGCCACGGAUAUUCCAGUGCUCUCCGUUGAUAUCCCCUCUGGCUGGGACGUUGAUCGUGGGUUUGUAGAAGGUGGAAUCAAACAACCAGAGGUUCUCAUCAGCUUGACUGCACCAAAACCCGUUGUGAACUUCCUCGAUGACAAGACUACACAGUACGUAGGAGGUAGAUUCAUCGGCAAGGAGUUUGCAAAGAAGUUUGGCAUUGACGAUUUUGGUUAUAAGGGAUACGAUCAGAUAGUUAAGUUAAAUAAGUUAUGAAUCAAGAAAUGUCCAUGUCGAUGAAGUCCCUGUUGGGAGAGGACAUGGACAAUUACGCGGAGCCACCAAGAC